Molecule: messenger RNA, 4307 nt
Organism: Pomacea canaliculata
Lineage: Eukaryota; Metazoa; Mollusca; Gastropoda; Architaenioglossa; Ampullariidae
Exons: 1
Coding region: 936-3041 (701 amino acids)
Molecular function (GO): zinc ion binding
Source: RefSeq, a predicted model, not a curated record
GAUGACAUCGUCUGAUACAAUUAAUCUCUUUGUUUUGUGUGUGUGCUAAAUUCUUGACGUGGAUAUGAAAAUGACUUGACGUGAGGUGUGAUCCCUGCGCCUGACAUUGGUCAGUGUAUUAUUUUCCUUUGGCUUUUCCUCUUAUUCUCUUAAUGAAAGGUUGACGUAACAUUCCUCACUCUGAGUUUUUUUCUAUUGAGUGGGGAACUCUGUUUAUAUCCUUUAACAUUUUCCCCGCAUUUACGAACCAUGCACUCACGUUUAAACAACUCGAUCGGAUCUAUGUUCAAAUAGCGAUGUAGAUCCUAGUGCACUCGUCCGAAUGUUUUCAGGCUAUAUUACGUUUCUCAAUAAACCUGACAAUCGAAUUGUAAGCAUAUUAUUAUAUACUGGGAAAAUAAUUUACGAUUACAAUUACAUGGGGCCCGGAGAUCGAGAUCAUCUGACCCCGGGGCACGUGUUGACUUUCGGCGGAACUGGAUGUAUUUGAUGUUUACUCCUUUCAUGACAUAUGCCAUAGUCCUUGGUAUCUGAAGUUGCGGAAAAGUUCUUGCUGAUGUUGCUGGAAUUUUUCUAUCAAAGCACGACAGUUGAAGAUCCUUUCAUGCGUUAUUCAAGUAGCACCCAUACGCUACAUUCAGGGGCUUGAACAAUGGAAGUAUUUGUUACGAUCCCAAGGGAUUGGAGCUGAGCAGAUUGAACAUACCGGAAAGUUUCGCAUGGCGUUGUGUGCUGUUAAUAAACUGGGUGACAAGGAUAUAUAUAGUUUGUUUUUUUUUUGUGUUUUUUUUUUUUUCGUCAGGUAUAUUCCAGUCCCGUUGUUAAGGCUCACAGUGUCGCGAGAACUCACGGGAUGCAACUCUUCAUGAUAAAUGGCGAAGUGGUAAGAGUGCUUUGCUCGUGUGUGAUUUCGACGCUUUAUUUUAUUUUGGUCGAUGAAAGUUGACAAUUACAAAAUGGCCUCAGGAAUCACCAACGAUGAUUCAGAUCCCCUAGAAUGCACAGUUUGCCUCGAGCCCUACAAGGAGCCCAAAAUGCUUCCGUGCUAUCACACGUUUUGCCUUGAAUGUUUGGUCAGUUAUGUGCAUCAGAACGGAGUCGCAACUCGUGAUGGGCAACAGUUUACAUGCCCAAACUGUCGACAGUCAACGUUUGUGCCAGCAGGCGGUGUAUGUAAAUUUCAGACUAACUUUUAUAUAGAAGCCAUUCGGAGAAGAAACCAUCUGGAAGAUCGACGAACCCCUUUAAAAAACAGAGUCAUAUCUACAGGUAUGAACACAACAGGUGCACGUUCAACAGAGGUUCUCGGAUCUUUGGAUUUAAUGUUGAUAAAAAAGGCUGUAGGCGACGGUAUAAAUGUGCGCGAACCGUGUUCACAUGUGCCUAGUCAUAAGGGAGAGUUAUUCUGCGAGAGGUGUCUUGUGGCAAUCUGCAAAGUAUGUGCCAACAACAGUCAUAAAGAUCAUUCUUUGCGAUUUGUUGUUGAUAUUUUCCACGAAACGCGAAACAGUUUAGGAGAAGCGCGUUACAAAGCAAUAAAGAUGAAACAAUAUUUGGCAGGCAUCAAACAAGAUUGUAGUGACUAUGCAGAAGGACUAAUAAAAGGUUUUUCUGAGAUAAGAAUGGAAGUAGCCAACCAGCGAAAAGCAGCCCACGAGCUCAUUGACACCCUUUGCGAAGAUUUUCUUAAAGGUGCAAAUGAAAGGCUGCAUCUUGAACUUGAAAGGGUGGACAAACACAAGGCAGAGCUGGAUGAACUUCUUCACAGAGGCAGUGCCAUUCAUGAUGCUGCUGAAGAUGCACAGGUUGGUGACAUUGUUACUAUGGUGAAAACAGACCAGAAGACAAACAAAGAGUGCCGGGAAAUGAAUAGCCUGCUCCCAGGAGUCUUAAAAGACAAGAAAAUCUUCUGCUUUGAAAAGCCUCAGCAAACUCUCAACAACUUGCUACUUACAGGAAAUGUUUAUGGCAUUAUACAAGACCACCAUACAACAUCACAUCAAUUAGAUCAGGGCAGUAACCAAAACAUGAGCGCUGAACCAAUCAGUGGUGGUGAUGUAACAGAAACAAGUUUUCCUAUCCAGGAAGAACAACACAGUUUGACUGCUAUUACUAACUUCUUGGAGAUUUCACAAACUGCAAAAUCCCAGCUUGAACCUGAUCAUAAUAACACUGGUAAACUUGUGAAUUCAUUUCUUGUAGAUAAAGACCUUGAAAUCAAACACAUUAUUCCAUCUUGUAACAUGACAAAUAAAGCCUGGAUAUGUUAUGGACAAGCAUCACCAGUAAUAGUUCUUGUGAGUGACCAUGGGCAGAAACUACAAGGGGUCCACACAAGAGGAGAUGCUUGUGGCUGUGCAUUGCUCGAUCAACACACAGGCCUAAUUGCUAGUCCUGCCAAUCGGAUUGUUAGAAACAUUUGUCUUGAUGCUGAUGGUGGUGAUGAUAAUGUUCAUGGAUCUGUUUUUGCAUCCACAUCUUUUCCACCCACUUGUGUGACAGUGGGUAGCAUAGGAAUAGCAGUGGCUGGAAAACGAAAUCUUAUAUUUUCUCCCACUAUUGAUGGAUUAAAUUUUAGGUGGGUUAUAAACAAUGAAGAUCUGUUACAAAAACCAUGCUCGCUCACAUUCUCAAAGAUUUCUGGUUCAGAUAUUCUUGCUAUUGCUGAUCGUGGUCCAAGAGCUGUUUAUAUCUUUUAUAAAGGUACAGAAAGCAGAAACUUUGAAUGUGAAUCUUUGUAUGAGUACAGAGGGGAGGGCUUAGUUGACAUGGUAUGCAAGGGCAGAUUUAAUCCUGUUUCUGUCAGUGGAAGAGAUGGUCUUGUUGCAGUUCUGGACCAGAGUACAUGCUCUGUAGCUUUGCUGGGUGAGCAGUUUUCAGUUGUUGGCAUUGUAAGUUUGAUUGAUUUGGAAAUGCCAGUUUUCAUUCCAAGUGCCUUAGCCUUUGCUUCUUUUGAUGUGUCCUGCACAAGGGUAUGGAUUGGCGAUAGAAAUGGUUUUGUGUACAUUUUGGACCUUCCUAAACCUGUCACAUGUGAUUAGAAAAGGGGUAAAAAGUAUAAAGUACAGAUAAUUUUGAUUGCAUUUUAUAGCAAAAAGCAAGAGAGUACAAUUUGAUUAUUUCUUAACCAGACCUAUGCGUAACAAAAUUGUUUUAUUUCAGUUAAUACAGUAAAACGCCAAAGAAUAGAAAUCAGUAAAAGGAAAAAUACAGAUUAAUGCUCCUGCUUGUGGCAUCUGGGAUUAAUCUAUAAGCCCUCUUAGGUAUGUCACUUCCUUUCCUAAAGACGAGUAUGUUCACUACUUCACCAUGCAAAAUUGCUUAUGACUUAUUAUAUAGUCUAGUAAAUAAUGAUUAGUUAGUUAUUCAAUUAAUAAACUGUUAAAAGUUUGGCUAGUCAGCUUGAGCUUGAGGAAAGCAGCACGUGGGAUUCUAGUGCAAAUUUAAGAGAAUUGUGAAAACAAACCAAUCUAUGGUUGUGCACUUAAAUAUGCCUCACUGUACAAUUAAAAAGAUACUGUUGACAUGAACUUGUGCCUUAUCGAUGUCCUGAACAAUAUAUCUGUGAUCCUGAUAACAAAAUACAAUUUGAUGUGAUAAACAUUUAGACACAAUGAAACCUGAAUAAGUACACGGGUGAAAUAUUGUGAAGCAUUUGAUUCUGGCCAAUCUUUUCAAACACAUUUUUAAAAUUAAUUUUAAAAAAAACCCCAGCAUUGCUCACUACAGAUGACCUUUCAUAGUGUUUGAUUUUCUUUUCAUGACUGUUGAAGACGUUAUGUCAGAAAUGCUUAUCAACUAAUUCAUAUCAAAUUUGUUGUUUAAUUAUUAGUGAAGUUUAUUUGAAUCUGUUUAAAUUUUUAAAGUGUUUAUGAGGAUGGUCUUUGACUUAAACUUUUGCACUGCUCGAGUUUUUAUUAUGCUUAUCAAUGCCAGACCUUCAUAUGAUGGAUUUCAAUGAGUUUAUUUUCUCACAGCUAUAUAUUGUAAUGUGAUUUUAUUUUUUAGGAGAUGCAACAAAAGAAAGAUUUUAUAUUUAGUUGUUAUUUGUCUACAGAAAGUUUACUGCACAGUAUUAAGUCAGUUUCUGUCAAUUAGAAAACUAGUUGAAACAGAUAUGCACAGAAGGAUAACAUAUCGAUGACAUGGAUUUUGUAUUUACCAACCACAGAUUCACCUCUAACUAGUUUAAAAAUAAAAUUGUUGCCAUCAGAAGAAAUUAUUUACAGUGGAAUGAGACCUGUAGAAAAGUGCAUGUACUAGCUGGGAGAAAAUAUUAAAGUUAAUAAAAUAUAAUUUUCAUUGGA